Messenger RNA from Ornithodoros turicata, 1904 nucleotides. RefSeq lists its product as uncharacterized. NCBI's taxonomy places the organism in Eukaryota, Metazoa, Arthropoda, Arachnida, Ixodida, Argasidae. The transcript has 6 exons. The record is from RefSeq and is a predicted model, not a curated record. The coding region runs from base 353 to 1858 and encodes 501 amino acids.
AUGAUGAUGAUAGACUCUUUCGCUUGACGUCGAUAGGACCAACCUCUGAUAGUGCAUGAUGCUGAUGCUCUGUAGACUCCAGCAUUUACCAGGAGGUGACUAGCCAGGUUCGGUCUCUUUGAAAGACUGGCACGUACUGGUGGAGGAACUCCUGUAAGGUCCACACAAGAUUCCUGGACAGUUUGGCGCUCCUCAAGUUCAUAUCUUCUUCCUCUGCUGGUGAUCGCUAUCGGCAUGUCUUGGUGCGUUGGGAGGUAUUGUGCGUGGCUCUUAGUCCUCCUGCCCUGCCAUGCUGUAGAGAUGAAGACGACCCGACGACCCCUCGUGCCCACCACAAUUUCCAUGAGGUUCCAUGAGGUGGAUAUUCGUUAUCCUGCAUGUAUCUGCCUACACAUCAUGGUGCGGGGUGUCUGUCCAAGCAGAUUACGAAAAUUCAGCUCCAGGAAUGUACGACGACGAAGAAACAUUGUUGGAUAAUAUACGCAAUCGUUCGCCCUUGGCCGAGAUCAAGUCUUCAAGCACUAAGGAGCCCCCAUUGAAGCCACGUCAUGGAGAAUUCCCAAGUGUAGCUCCGAAGGUUACGUCGGCGGUGCCUUGUGACUUUUUCAACUUCACGGACAGAACAUGUUGGCUAUACCAAUCCGGUGGGGGCAACAUCCUCCUGCGCGUACGCAUCGCGGACGAGGAUAUCCCCAGGGACCGCCUCCAAGUUCAUUGGAAAAGAAAAUAUAAAAUAAGAAACCAGAACCUCUACGCUGUGGAAAGUAUUCGAGAAAAAGACACGAUGGACGACGAGCAACGUGAUAUCCUUACACUGGAGCUGAGGCCGGCUGGAAAUGAAGACAUGUAUUUCAACAAAAUAGAAGCUCUGGUGCUCGUCAUGCAGAAGCAGGUCUCUGGACGCACAAGGCCACUGCCUUAUGGAGAUAUAACCUUCAUCAUUGACAUGAAUCCAAUAAAAGUACGACAACGCGAUGGCGAAGACAAUAUCUCGAUCAACAUCGAGGAGUACGUCCAGUUGCCUAACAAAGACGUUAUCAUUGACUGGAAGCAGCAGCUGUCAAGGUUACGAUACACAGAUGUCCAGAAAAAUUUUGAAGUUUUGAUGAACGGAAAGCUUCUUAUAGCCAAGGACUACACAAACAAGAUGACCAUAGCCUGCAUCAUUUACUACAAGGACGGAAGAUUUUACGCAAAAAGAAGCUUCUUGCUGAGUGGCAGAGGGAACCAGAAGCAUGAGCGCACAAGGAUCAACCAAGGCGUCACAAGGCGCCAUGCAACCAGAGCAACGGCAUCAAGAGCCCCUAGCACAACACCAACGCAUUCAACAGACACGUCAAUAAGAGACGACACAACCACUGUAGAUGACCAGAAUGACUACGAAGUCAACAUGGUCGUACACAUAGAUAAAUCAGGCGACGACGCCAAAGACGACGAAGACGAUUACACCCUGGUCCAGACCAACGUCAGCGUCAUAGAUGCCAAGGGCAAACCCCAAGGAACGGUUGUUGAAUCGAAACGCGUCACUGGAAAGACCGUGGUGCUCAAGAAUGGACUGUGCUUCCACGUCAUCCGGGACUCAGGCGGACGCGCAACCAUGGUUCCCUGUGUGCAAACUCCUCCCAUUCGACAUCGCACGCGUUCCACUUUGAGAUCUACCUCUGAGAAACCAAGGGCCAAAGAGCCUGAUUAUCUUCGAUCGGGUACAAAUAAGGUGCAGACAUGUCGAACGGACUCCGAAUGCAGUAUUCACGGGUACUGCAAUGUAGACUCUGAAAAGGGCACGGAAGGCCGAUGCAUCUGUCAUCCUGGAUACCUCGGCAAUGGUCUCUUCUGUUGGGAAACAUUUUUUUCAUGAAGAGGGGCAGCGUAUAUUACAAAAUUGUUAUAUUGCAAACGCGAAA